AUGCAAUAUCUUCUUUUUUUCUUUUUUGCUUUCAUCGAUUUUAAUAUCAUUUGUUUAAUUAGUUAUUACAUUUUUUUGGUUUUAUUUAAUUUCUUCAUUUUCUUUUAUAUUUUUUUCCUCCUUUCAUUCUUUUUUAAAUUAAUAUUUCUUUUUUUCUGCUUUUUUCUUCAUUUUAUAUUUCUUUCGUUGUAUCUUUUCCAUUCAGUCUUUUUUCCUUUCUGUCUUUAUUUCUUUCAUCUUUUAAAUUAUUUUCUUUAUUUUAUUCUUUUUUUCAUUCAUUUUGCUUUCUUUGUUUCUUUUAAAUCAUAUUUAUUCUUUCCUUCUUUCUUUUUAUCUUUUCCUUUCUUUCUUGCAACUUUUAUAUCAUUCUUCAUUCUUUUCCUUAUUUCUAUUAUUUCUUUCUUUCGCUUUCUUUCUUUUUUAAAUCUUACUUCUUCAUUUCCUUCUUUUUUAUUUCUUUGUUUCCGACUUUCUUUCUUUCGAAUCUUCUUUCUUUCUUUCUUUCUUUCUUUCUUUCUUUCUUUCCAUUUGUUUGUUUGUUUGUUUGUUUCUUUCUUUCUCUUUACUUUCUUUCUUUCUAUCUUUCUUUUACAUAAAAUCUAUUUCAUUCUCAUCACCUUUCUUAAUUUCCAUUUUUUCUUUGUUUUAAAUCAUAUUUCUUUCUUUCUUUUUACUCUCUUUCUCUCUUUCUAUCUUUCUUUCUAUCUUUCUUUUACAUAA
Messenger RNA from Acanthosepion pharaonis, 720 nucleotides. The record is from the annotation of a GenBank genome assembly. NCBI's taxonomy places the organism in Eukaryota, Metazoa, Mollusca, Cephalopoda, Sepiida, Sepiidae.